Messenger RNA from Sphaerodactylus townsendi, 1300 nucleotides. RefSeq names its product acireductone dioxygenase 1 (gene ADI1). The transcript is spliced from 4 exons. Gene Ontology annotation, molecular function: acireductone dioxygenase [iron(II)-requiring] activity. The record is from RefSeq and is a predicted model, not a curated record. Lineage: Eukaryota; Metazoa; Chordata; Lepidosauria; Squamata; Sphaerodactylidae. The coding region runs from base 59 to 601 and encodes 180 amino acids.
ACGUGCGGUGGAGCCUGGGUGCUGAGCCCGAGGAUCCGCCGACGGGGGGGGAGGCAGUAUGGUGGAAGCGUGGUACAUGGACGAGUCCCCGGAGGACCAGCGCCAGCCGCACCGCCUGGAGCCCAACCAGCCCGCCAGCCUUGAGCAGCUGAGGCAGCUGGGCGUGCACUAUUGGAAACUGGAUGCUGAUAACUAUGAGACCGAUCCAGUCCUAGCAAAAAUCCGGAAGGAGAAAAACUACUCUUGGAUGGAUAUAAUCACUAUACACAGAGAUAAACUGCCAAAUUAUGAAGAGAAGAUAAAAAUAUUUUUUGAAGAGCACUUACACCUGGAUGAUGAGAUUCGCUACAUCCUGGAAGGAAGUGGGUAUUUUGACGUUCGUGAUAAAGACGACAAAUGGAUUCGGAUUGCCAUGGAAAAAGGAGACAUGAUCACACUCCCUGCUGGCAUCUAUCACCGAUUUACGCUGGAUGAGUCUAAUUAUGUGAAGGCAAUGAGGCUGUUCGUUGGAGAACCUGUGUGGACAGCUUACAACAGGCCAGCUGAUCAUUUUCCUGCUCGGGAACAGUACCGGCAGUUUUUGGCACCAGCAGUCCAAUAAACCUUUAGGAAGGCUUACUACACAAGUGUGUCCCACUACUUCUGAAUAGCCAAAUAGCUUUGUUCACUCUACCUGCUAUUAAUGAGUAUUUGGUUUUUACAACUCUAAUGUAUGGAAAGCAUAAAGAGCAUUCAACUUUUCAUUCUAUGUUGAUUACCAGAUGAUUAUGAUUAAUUUUUUAAAGUACAAGAGUAGGUUGUGGGUACGUAUUGCACCUUAAUUUAUUUCAAGAGUUUUCCAUACUCAUGAAAUUAUAUUUAGUCAUCUGUUUAAUUUUCCUCUUCAGUUUGAUACAGUAGAAUGUUGAUCACUGUUAUGGUAUCAAUCCUGUUGUUUUCCAAUGUAGCGAAGACUUAUUCCAUCAGAAUAUACAUUAACGUUUAAUAAUAAAUAAAAUGUAAGCGAUAACUAUUCUGAGCAGAAAGAACUGAUGUCUGUUCUGCCAGACCUUUAUUGUAGUGAAGGUUUUUUUUUAACUGGAGCAAAUCAGCUCAGGAUAUCAAUUCUUUCUCUUUACUGUACACAAGCGAUUCAGCCUUGGUGAGCUAUUCUCUGCCUUGUUCAAAAACACCGUUAUACUUACAUAAAUUGUUAUCUGAUUUUUUUUAGACUUCUAAUAAACAGUGCUGCAUUUUAAAUGUGUACCAGCUGUUUUUCAAGCAUGUUCCCUUGAAUAAAGGUGAAAACUUUGAAUACUCA